Molecule: messenger RNA, 4627 nt
Organism: Xiphophorus couchianus (Monterrey platyfish)
Lineage: Eukaryota; Metazoa; Chordata; Actinopteri; Cyprinodontiformes; Poeciliidae
Product: clathrin interactor 1-like
Exons: 12
Coding region: 200-2161 (653 amino acids)
Biological process (GO): endocytosis
Cellular component (GO): endosome; plasma membrane; clathrin vesicle coat
Molecular function (GO): phospholipid binding; clathrin binding
Source: RefSeq, a predicted model, not a curated record
GACGUAGACAGAGGCCGUUUCCGUAGCAACUGUGGCCGGUCCGUUACCCGCAGCGGUCGCUGUUCAGAUCAGAUCCGAUCAGUGAGCGGAGCGGAGCGUUUUUCUCGUCCGUUACCGGGAUUCCACCUCUGGGUUGCGGGGUGUCGAGACACGGGGGCGGCGCAGUAUCGAGGUGGGGAGCCCGCAGGUCCGUGCGGAGAUGCUGAACAUGUGGAAAGUCAGGGAGCUGGUGGACAAAGCCACUAAUGUGGUGAUGAACUACUCAGAGAUAGAGUCUAAGGUUAGAGAAGCUACCAACGAUGACCCCUGGGGGCCCUCUGGACAACUAAUGGGAGAGAUAGCCAAAGCUACGUUUAUGUAUGAGCAGUUCCCAGAGGUGAUGAACAUGCUGUGGACCAGGAUGCUGAAGGAUAAUAAGAAAAACUGGAGAAGAGUGUACAAGGCCUUACUCUUGCUUGCCUAUCUGAUCAGGAACGGCUCUGAGAGAGUCGUCACCAGCGCCAGAGAACACAUCUAUGACCUGCGAUCUCUAGAAAACUAUCAUUUUAUAGAUGAGAAUGGGAAGGAUCAAGGUAUAAACGUGCGUCAGAAGGUGAAGGAGAUGGUGGAGUUCAUCCAGGAUGAUGACAGACUGAGAGAGGAGAGAAAGAAAGCAAAGAAGAACAAGGAUAAAUAUAUUGGAGUCUCCUCUGACAGUAUGGGCGGUGGAGGUGGCAGCUUUAAGAACUCGAAUGAAUUGGAUCGGAAUAAGUGGGAUGAGGACUGGGACAAGAGCAGAGGAGCUUUCCCUUUCAGCGAGAAGCUCGGAGAGAUCAGUGACAAGAUAGGCAGCACCAUCGACGACACACUCAACAAGUUCAGAAAGAAGGAGCGAGACGACUCGCCUGACCGGAUCAGUGACAACGAGGAGGAGAAAGGAUCAAGAAACGGGAGGCAGGAGACGAUCGAAUUUAAAGACGAGGAGGAAACGGUCACGACGAAGAGCAUCCAGAUCACACAAGCGACAGAAACCACGACCACCACCACGAGGAAGCGCAGCGGGGCGGCGAGCAGCAAGACGCUGGACCUGGGGGCUGCAGCACACUACACCGGAGACAAGAGCCCAGAGGAAAAGUCGUCGGCGAAGCAGACUUCCAGCGGUGGACUGGCUGACCUGCUGGUGAUUGACCCUUCAAACAACGAGAGCACAGCGGCGGCAGGGACUUCAGACCUCAUAGGGGGCUUUGCUGACUUCUCCUCACCUGCAGCCUCUGCCAGCCUCCCCACCUCCACCGCUGCUGCCUCUUCCAAUGGAAACGGGGAAUUUGGGGACUGGAGCACCUUUUCAGGAAAUCCUCCCGCUCCAUCUAGCUCCGGUCCUUCGCAGACAGUUACCAACCUGUUUGGCAGCGGACCGUCACCGCCGCCGCCGCCGGCUUCAAACCCGUCCUCUGUCCCCCCAUCUGCUGAACUCUUUGACCUGAUGAGCGGAGUCAGCCAUCAGCCAACCAAUCCCCACACGACGCUCAGUGCUUCCCAGAGCAUGACCUUCUCUCUUGGAGGGGUGACGCCGGGAGGAUCCGUUGCCAUGCCUACGAUGCCACACUCCCACUCUCAACAGAAUUUGGUGGGCAUGGUGUCCCAGCAGCCAAUGGGAUCGCAGCAAAAGGCUGGAAUUGGUAGUCAGGGGUCAUUAGGGUCAACUUGGUCCGACCCGUCCGUCAAUAUCAGCCUGGACUUCCUGUCAGCCGGACUCAACCACACAAAGACACCACCAACUCUGAACAAUAUAAUCCAGCAACAAGGAGUGCCUCCGGUCAGCCUGUUGGCUCAGAGUUUUGGAGGACUAACCCUCAACUCACCACCUCAUGUGGCUCCCAUCAGACCGCCAGCCAAUCCCAUCAUGGCCGGCGGCGCCAUGGCGAUGGGCAUGCCUGCUUCCCUUGGCGUGGGCAUGCCACCCUCGAUGGCCACCGGCCUGCAGAGUGGAAUUCCUGUGAACCAAGGGAUGAUGGGAAUGAACAUGAGCAUGAAUAUGGGCAUGGCCGCCCCGGUGAUGAUGGGUGGCAUGGCAGGGAUGGGGGUGCCAGGAGUGGGAAUGGGCCUGAGCCACUCCAUCAGCCCCGCCGUGGUCCCACCCAAACAAGAUGCCUUUGCUAACUUUGGCAGCUUUGGGAAAUGAAGGUUUGCAGUCAAGUGCGUGUGUGUGUUUGUGGAUGAGGGGGUGAGCAUGAAUGUGUGAAACUGCGAGUAAGCAAACUGCAGAAGGACUUUGCAGUACUUGAAGACAAACCUUGCAUGUUUCACUGUCUGCUUCUGGGCUUUGGUGAGCUGGCGCCGGUGAUUGUUCGCCAUCGGUUCUCACCGAUUCUCUGCAGAAGAAAGCAAAGGUGGAGCGACCGUGUCGGUACAUAACCAUCAUUACUUCCCUUUACUGGAAAAAUCAUUGUCUUCACGAGUUUUUAUACAACCAUACGUUAUCCUCCAUCGUUCAGUUUUUUCUGCACAAAGAAUUCAGUUUAGCUAAAAUGGCACUGAGGCCUUAAUUUUGCAUUGUACAUGAGAAGGUAAUUUUUUUAAAAUCUGAAUUUAACUUUAAAAUUUAAGCCAUUCCAUUUUUACUCCGACUUUGCAAAGCCCUUUUCAGACAUGAAUCAAAACAGUCUGCUUCUAUUUGCUCUUCUGUUUCACACCAAACAGCUCCAUUCAUGCUGAUUUGUUUAUAUGGGCUAGUCAUGUAAAAUUGGCUAUUGGUGUCUGCAGGUCAAAAGAUAAAAAGUUUUUUGGUGCCUGCAUCCAUUUCGUACCCAUAAACAAACCAUUGUUUACCUGUGUACUUCACUUAGUUUUAAUUGUAGUAAAGUAUUUUCAUAAAGUAUAAGCAUAAGAGGUCAUUAAAAUCCUCAAUCGUUAGAAAUAAUUUAAUUAAUUUGGAUAUUAUCUGAAAACUUGGUGUCUAACUCUAUUCGGAUUUAUUUUUUUUUGCUAAAAUAAGAAAUUAUGACCUAUGGUUGAACCAAAUUAACUAAUAAUGGUUGUUGGUACAUAUUGCUUCAUUGGAGUUAUGUGAACACAUUUCUUCACUGUAGAUCAUGAAAAUUACAUGCAAUUGGCAGUUUUCAAAGUGGAUAACAGGAUGUUUUGUAUCUAAAAGGUGGAUGACUCGACAACAACUACAAAGGUCAGAAAUGUUGAAGGGCUGAAAUGAUCAGCACCUAUAAUUACUACAUUCACUCCUUCACCAAGCUGAAACCUGAAAAAGGUUUCACACUCAUGUACUUGAAGCAUGGAAUAUGUUUAUUUGUAAUUUUAGAUAAGAAUUUCCUUGAAUUAUGGAGCUAAAUAUUCAUAAAAAUACUAAAAUGUGCAAAUUUUAAUGUGACUUUCUGUCUUCUUCAUACCACUACCAAGUAUUUUGGUUCUAAACUACAAAAGGUAUGAAUUGGUGAAUUAUUAAGUUAAUUUACAGUUUGCUGCUAACUCAGCUAUAAAAUAUAUCAAGUCCUACAUAAGAUUGUACAAAUUUUUUUAAAAAAUAGUCUGAAAGCAGAAACCUUAGCACCAGUCCCUAAGCUGUUUUAAAACCUGUGUGCUGAAGCGAAAAAUAUUUAGAUGCUGCAUCUUAUUGUUAUAAAGAAAUCCGCUAAUUAAAAUUUUAACGAUGCUUUCGAUUAUUAAAAUGAUGAUGGGAUCUAAAACCAGCAGGACUUUUCCUGCUUGUGUUUUGCCAGGUUAAAGUAAAUUUCUACUGUUUCUGUCUGAAAGGGGCUUUUGAACACCGUUGACCGCCAGCAGGGGGCAGAAUGAAUCUACUUUAAAACUAGUAACAUGCAUUGUUCUUGAUGGAGGAUGGAUGGGGAAAUACAAAUUAACAUCUGAACCCAGACAAGCCCGUUUCUUUUUUCUCUUUUGGCUUAGUCUAAUAUUUUAUUUUUAAUCAGUUUGUUGCAUUAUAAUAUUUGGAGAGGUAAAUCUGAAUGAUUCUUCCGUUUGACUUUCUGAAUGCAUUUAGCACAUAAAGGGCCAGUCAGUAUUUUAUUCAGAGUGCUCUGAUUAUUUUCUAGUUAUGCAACUUGUUCACAUGACUUCACAGAUUUCAGUAAACUAUUCAGUGUUGCUUUCUGACUCACCUACAUUCACAGGGUCUCUAACUGUUUUGCAUACGAACCGUUUUUAUGCAUUGAAGUACAGAAGUAUUUUCCUACCAACUUUGGUGGAAAGAAUUACUCUGAAAAAAAUGUAAGCUGCAACUUUACUUACACGUUUACAGUGGAUUCUGGGAAUACCUCUAACAUUGUACCUUGAGUUGGAAACAUUUUUCUCCUACACUUCAUAACCCAUUGGUUAGAGAAGACGCUCCUCGACAUUUGAUUCAUAUUAAAUAUGCUGGAGUUCAAUCCAAAUGGUUUGGGGUGACAUUUGUGUGCGAAAUGGAUAACGGGCGUUUGUGAGUUUAUGUAUGGGUCUAAGUUUCUUCUGUUUAAUGUACAAACACAGCUAAGCAGAGCCUCUUGUCAUUUUCUGAGGCGCUGCCCUCCAAAUGACCAAAUCUUUAUUUUGUUACUCUCAGAAUUAUAAUUCCAUAGGUUUUAGUUUAAUAUUUUAUUAGUUGUAAGGUUAUGAUCAAAUAAAACUGCAUUUGAAGUGA